Molecule: messenger RNA, 525 nt
Organism: Nakaseomyces glabratus
Lineage: Eukaryota; Fungi; Ascomycota; Saccharomycetes; Saccharomycetales; Saccharomycetaceae
Gene: ERV1
Product: flavin-linked sulfhydryl oxidase
Cellular component (GO): mitochondrion
Molecular function (GO): flavin-dependent sulfhydryl oxidase activity; flavin adenine dinucleotide binding
Source: RefSeq, a predicted model, not a curated record
AUGUCUCCAGAAGAAGGACUGACGGGAAGAAAGAUUAUCUAUGACGAGGACGGGAAACCUUGUCGAUCUUGUAAUACAUUAUUAGACUUUAAAUUUGCUACUGGAACAAUUAGCAAGGCUGGAUCAGUGAUACCUGCAAUGGCUGCUACCGAUAACUCUGCUGAGGAGUUGAUCCCUGGCUCUAAGACUUACAAGAAGAUUGAUCCACCUGAUGUUCAGCAGCUCGGUGCCAGUUCAUGGUCUCUACUACACUCCAUUGCUGCAAAAUACCCAAAAACUCCUUCAGAGACUCAGCAGAAAGAAAUGUCCCAAUUCCUGAACAUUUUCUCACACAUAUACCCUUGUAAUUGGUGUGCUGCUGACUUUGAGAAGUAUAUUAGAGAGAAUGCUCCAAAAGUUAGUUCUCGAGAAGAACUCGGUAGGUGGAUGUGUGAUGCCCAUAAUAAGGUCAACGUGAAACUUGGCAAACCAAAAUUCAACUGUGACUUCUGGGAGAAACGCUGGAAAGAUGGUUGGGAUGAGUAA